This is a messenger RNA of Cavia porcellus (domestic guinea pig), 10610 nucleotides long. It is a transcript of the gene Rnf217, whose product is annotated as ring finger protein 217. Gene Ontology annotation, cellular component: cytoplasm; ubiquitin ligase complex. Gene Ontology annotation, molecular function: zinc ion binding; ubiquitin conjugating enzyme binding; ubiquitin protein ligase activity. Lineage: Eukaryota; Metazoa; Chordata; Mammalia; Rodentia; Caviidae. Gene Ontology annotation, biological process: protein polyubiquitination; ubiquitin-dependent protein catabolic process; positive regulation of proteasomal ubiquitin-dependent protein catabolic process. The transcript is spliced from 7 exons. The record is from RefSeq and is a predicted model, not a curated record. Bases 340 to 1656 code for a protein of 438 amino acids.
AUCCGAAACUGCCUCUCCGCACGUGCUCGCCGCGCAGCGGGGGGGAGGGGGCGGGGUCGCUCCUUGGGGCUUCGCGGGGCCGCGCGCGUCCGCGCCCGCGUGUGUCCGGGGCAGGGCGGCCCCGCCUGCCUGCGCGGAGCGGCCGCCUGCGGGGGGCGCUUUGGUCCGGGACGCGGGCGCGGGCAGAGGCGGAGGAGGAGGAGGAGGAGGAGGAGCCGCGCCCCGCGCCGGCCGCGAGGACCCGGAAGCACAAGCGCGCGUGGGGCCGCUGUCCCGCGCCCGCGGCGCCGGCUGGGGUCCCGGCUGCAUGGGCCCCGGGCGCGCGGGCCGCGGGCGGCGAUGGGCGAGGAGCGUGGCGGCGGCGCGGUGAGCGGGGGCACAGAACCCGCCGCCCUAGAGCGCGCGAGCAGCCGGGGGCCCCCGGGGCUGCGCGUGGGCGGCGCGGGUGGGCUGCGUGGGGCGCCCCUCGCCCUGAACCCCGCGUUCUGCUCCGUGUACUGCGUAGAGAGCGAGCUGCACCCCCGCGGCCCCGCCGCUUCUCCGGCCCAGCCGCGCCGCGCCAGCUCCCCAGCCUCGCUGCCUAGUCCCCGGCCGGCGCCCCCGGGCCCCGACGGCGCGGAGCAGGACUCGCACCCGGCGCGCGAGCCCUUCCCCACGGCCAUCCUGGGCCUGGGCGGGGGCGAGGGCCCCCCCGCACCCCCUCUGGUGCUUAUGUGCCGGGUGUGCCUGGAAGAGAAGCCCAUCAAGCCGCUGCCCUGCUGCAAGAAGGCCUUGUGCGGCGAGUGCCUCAAGCUCUACCUGGGCGCGCAGGAGACCGACCGGAGACUCCACCGCGGUAUCGAACCUGUCCAUCUCAAAGUCCAACCUUCCCCAUCUGACGUGGUUCUUAAAACUGCCACCAGACUCAGAAAGGUACAACUUGGCCAAGUAGAAAUCAAAUGCCCUAUCACUGAGUGCUUUGAAUUCCUGGAAGAAGCAACUGUUGUCUGCAACCUAACUCAUGAAGACUCCAUCAAGUACAAGUACUUCUUGGAACUUGGCCGAAUUGAUUCCAGCACGAAGCCAUGUCCUCAGUGCAAGCACUUUACAACCUUUAAGAAAAAAGGACAUAUUCCUACUCCUUCCAGAUCAGAAAGCAAAUACAAAGUCCAGUGUCCCGCCUGCCAGUUCGUCUGGUGUUUUAAGUGCCACUCUCCUUGGCACGAAGGUGUCAAUUGCAAAGAGUACAAAAAAGGAGACAAACUGCUGCGUCACUGGGCCAGUGAAAUCGAGCACGGGCAGCGGAACGCCCAGAAGUGUCCAAAGUGCAAGAUCCACAUCCAGAAGACUGAAGGGUGUGACCACAUGACCUGCUCGCAGUGUAACACUAAUUUCUGUUAUCGGUGUGGGGAGAGAUACCGCCAGCUCCGGUUCUUCGGAGACCACACAUCAAACCUCAGCAUAUUUGGAUGCAAAUAUCGCUACCUCCCAGAGAGACCUCAUCUACGGAGAUUAGUGCGAGGGUCCGUCUGUGCUGGAAAAUUAUUCAUUGCACCUCUAAUCCUGGUUUUGGGAUUAGCACUGGGGGCCAUAGCAGUUGUAAUCGGUUUAUUUGUAUUUCCAAUCUAUUGCCUUUGUAAAACACAGAGAAAGCGGUCACGGACAGGCAUGGACUAGAGGGGUGCAGAUUUAUCGCCCGAUGUCAGCCUGGCCGGCGGGACAGCCUGCAUCUGCGAGUCACCCCAAAGCCACCCUGGGAGGACCCUUCUGCCACCCGCCGUUCCCCAGGGUCCUCUGUCCACCACGCCGCUAGCUACGGUGCACUCCCAACGUGGUAUCCUGCCCUUUCCCUAGGCAAAUUGCUGCUUUUUAAAAAACGGUCACUUUCAUAAACUCUUAGUACCUGUGUCAUAACUCAGACCUUCGUGGUUCUUGGAAGAAAACAUUUUAAUUAAGAACUGGUUUUCCUCAGCAUUGUUCCGAGGGCCUGGGGGACCGCUGAACCCCGAACCCUCCGGUCUGUCCAGCAGACUUGGUGUGCCUGUCCUGUCUGUCCCAACCGGGCGAGGUCACUUUUCAGGAUACACGAGUUGGCUGAAAGCACCUGUUGCUGUGUGUAGCCCAGGCAGUGGGUUCCUUCAUGCUAGAGAUGCUGCCAUUGCUGAAAACUUCCAUGCCCAGAAGGGAACUCAUGAAACUUAAGUUAACGAGAAAGAAUCGUGAGUCACUACAGUGUGUCUGCGUCAGGCUUGGAGUGCGUGUGUGUGUAAGUCUGUAUUAAAUGAAGCUCAGUAACCUCCUGCUCCCCUAUUUCCAUGCCUCUACGCUGUUUUCACACUUUCAUGGGCCGGUUUAGAGAUGAUGCUUCUGUAGUGGGCCUAGUUUGGGAAUGUAGUGAAUUAAAGUCAGUGGUGUAGACCACAGGCUGUUUCCAUGGUGGUGACCCUUCCAUUGUAAACUGAAAAAACAGGUAGGAUGCUCUUAGAAAAUUCUCCAGUCCCAAAUACUCCGUCUUCUCAGAUUUCUUAUAUUUUAGUAUAAAUGCUGUCCUCUAUGAAUCAUAUUUCACAGGAGAUUACUUAAUCCAGAGAACAAGUUGGCUGUAGCUCUGUUCCACUGGUUUUUUAAUUACUAACUUGUAAUCACAGGGAACUCUGCUUUAGGUCAAGAUUUUAAAUUAUUUCAUACUUCACCUUUUUCUCUUCUCUGUUUUUUUAUCUGUUCCUGAGUUUCACGAAAAUAAAUACUACUCUCAAAGGAUUUUUAUUACGUUUGCUACUCAGAUGCAUAAUAAUCUGGGGAAUCUUUUUAAUGGGGGGUAAUUUAAAAACAAAAUUUUCUUUGUUCACAGAGUCACUUAAGAUAUAAAGUAUUUUUAGAGAAGGAAACAAAAACAAAGUAUUUUCAGGAUAUUUUCUAAGGUGUGACGUCUUUGGAACAGAAAGACAAUUGAUGAAACUUACAUUCGUUCAUUCUCAUCACCAAAGUCCCACUACUUAUGUUUGGAGAAGACCCCGAAAAUUCCCACUGACUCCUGAGACUCCAGUUAACCAUCUGCAUAAAAGCAUGUCAGCAGCCUCACCUGACCCGAGAUAGAUGAUACAGUAACACACACAUUGCUUUGAAUAGCUUUUUCUUUCUUGGGCUCCAGAGUGUGAAAAUAGUUUUUCACUUUUGUUUGCGGUUCAAGCCCCGGUUCAAGGCAGUUAAGGUCACUCCUAGCUCACAAGCCAGCAUGCUUGCUUUCUUUGGCGUCACGCCGAGUAGCACCACAGUCUCUGGGCUGGUGGUCCAUUGCAGGUGGAGAAGGGCUGGACAUCUGUGUCUCUGGAGAGCAUUUUUCCCAAGAGAAACAGGAGAGGGGAGGAGGGAUUCGCAUUCCCAAGUUCAUCGUUCUGUUCAUCCGCCUACCCGUUCGGCAGCUGUUUGCUGAGUGCCUGCUGUAGGUGGGUCCCAUACUAUUCAACCAAAAGAAUGAAUCUCUAGCCCAAAUACAUAGUUCUGUCAUAAAAGAGCUUCAUCUUUUGAAAUUCAUCUUUUCUGGUUUUAGGCAUAGUUUGGCAGCAUAUGAAUAAGUGGAACUCCCACUCUAGCGGUCUGUGUGUCUGUAGCAUAAAAAUAUCUACACCAAGUCUUUAUAUGCCAAGUAGCUGAAGGUGUGCUCUGGUCCCAGAUCGUCUGUUUUCCUAGGUUGUUCUGUCUGUUCGUCUUUGGCCUACUCAGGGAUUUUUAUUCCUUUCUCUGGAUAACUUAUCUUUUAGACCUAUUUUUAUAUGAUUUGAAAACUUUCCAAGUGUGCCAGUUUCAAAGCGCUGUGUGCCCUAGCCAGAGUUGUUUCCUCAGUGUGUGAGAGGUAGCGUCCUGUAUUGCAUGGAAUUUUCAUUUUUCUAUGGCAUAUAUUUUUAAAAUAAAUACAUGCAUUUUUCUCUUUAAAGCUUGAUAGCUAUUAGGCUUUUCUCUGCUGGUAACUUAAAGUAGUUCUUUGUGAAUUUUUUUACUGAGUUUCUAGAUCUUUAAAAGAGAAAUGAAAAAGAAUUAUUUAUAUGUCAGUGCCAACUUUGAAGUUAAAACAAUAGUAGUGACUUUAUUAGGAUUAAUUCUGAAAACUACUUUAGAAACAGAUGUCUGCACAGUAAAUAAAUAUCUUUCUAUCCAAGGCUUGUCAGUUUUAUAUGUUUUUAUUAUAAAUUUAAUAUAUGUUCCCUUAAAAAUCAAAACUGCAUAUAGAAUUAUGAAGUAACAUAUUCCUGUUUACCCCAACCUUUGUUUUAGAGGGGCAGCCACUGUUAAUGGUUUGGUAUGUGCUCUUUAAUCACUUUCUAAAAAUUUACAAGUGUAUGUGUGUGUGUUGUGUGUGCAUUGUGUUUAUUACAGAUUUAUACAGAUGGAAUAAUAAUACUUUUACUUUGCUCUGAGUCUUUUUCAUUUUAUUAUAUAUUGAUAGAUGCCUUUCCAUAAGAGUUUUAUCUAGAGUUACCUCAUUCUUUUAUAAAUUACCACAUAGUCCACUGGAGGACUAUACUUUAAUCAACUUAAUCUCCGGUUAAGUAGACACACCAAGAUUGUUUUCACAUCUCUCUUACACGAUACAGUGAACAUCCUUUCUCUGUAUAUUUUUCACCUUGUGUGAGCACAUCCAUAAGUUUUUAAAUUUGGCUUUUAUCUGAUAUUUUUAACUAAAAAUUAAUACACUUUCAAGAAAUGAAAGCAUAAAAAUAAAUGCAUUUGACAGUGAAAGGAAGGCUUUUGGAAUAAAAGCAAGAUUGUACAAGGAGUGCAUAAGUUCUGAAGAAAAGCUUCUUUGGAAGGAUAACUUCCUGUCUGCUCAAUUCGCCAAGGAAGUACCUUGCCAAAACAUAAAUAAGAAAAGUACUCAUUUUGCCGAAAAACUAGUAUGUCUCACAGAUAAAGUGAGAAGGAAGAAUUGAUGUUUGGAUUGCCAGUUCUUAAAAUGUUGAGGGAAUGAAAUGAAUGCUCGAGCCAAAUUAAUGAUUCUCGUCACAUCUUUCAAAGCACUGUCCAACUGCACGCAUGUUACACCACCCAGGACCUUGCAAGUGCCGUGGUGAAAAGCAGGGAAGAGUCGGUUCACAGCUGCAGGGCCCACAGUAGAAGAGGCUCUAUGCAUGAAUUAGGGAACCAUCUGAAGCAUCCAUGCUUCAGUGAGCACCCCACUCUUCCUCCCCGAGGAAUUCCCCACUGUGGAGUUGGGAAAGGAGCGCAGACAGCGAGACCCCAGUCAGGCCACAGUGCCAACCUUUGCUUGCACUUUGACACCGUAGGGGCCGGCCUUAGUGGUUCCUCUCCCAGUGUCCCUUGCUCUGUGGCUUCAGUCCUAGUGCCCUGAUGGGUGAUGCAUUCUGCCCAUAAAAUGCCUGUGAGCUGCUGCAGCUGCCAUACCCUGUCCUGGGGCUUCCCAAUUCCAUUCUUCUCCACCCCUCUGCUCUUCUAGCUGCUCCUUUCCCCAGAAUGGCCCGGAGCGGGCCCUGGAACUGGUCAGAGGUGACCGCGCAUGCCAGGACAUCCCAGACUCUCUGCCCUUAAACAGACGCAGUUGUCCUUGACAUCUUUGUGCUGCCUGAAGGAUUCAUAAAGAUGCUCGUGGUCUGAAGAAGAUCCAUUGCUGUGCUUUCUUAAGUCUGAAAGCCAGAACAUUGGUACCAAAAGCCGCUUAUGAGCAAGCAGACACAUCCGUUAGUGUGAGCAAUCACAUCAGGUAAUUUGCUUAUCCUCCCGUGUCAGAGGCUGAAGUCCAUCCCUUGCUAUUGAAAGUCAUUGUCCCACUGGCCGGCUCUGUAUUUUUAUGUUACUGUUUAUUAUCAACAGCCUUAAAAGUCUACAGUGCACUGUAGAAUAUUCAUGCCAUUUAAGCAACUAAUGCAUACAUUUCAGUAGAGUGGAGUAAAAGCAUUGUGAAAUAUUUGUUCAUUGCUUCAAAUGUGUGGAGAAUCAGCAGCUAAAACUUUGAAACAAGUAAAACAGUUUUAAAAAUGCAGUACUUUGUAAAAUGAUAGUAAUCCUGGAAACUGGUUAUUAUCAGUUUGUUGGGAGCUCAGAUUUAAUGACUAAUACUUAAAAAUGUUAUCUAAUAACUUAGUUGGAAUAUUUAUUUAAAAACUGUUAAUGUCUAUUGAAGUUUUUAAUUGCAUUUACAUGGUUCACAAAUUUUAUGAAAAGAAAUUUCCCUGUCCAGAAACAUGGAAAAUCAAGACAGCUCAGGCACAUUUUAUAUUUGUCAACUCAUAAUUUAAAAUGGUAUUUUCCUUCCUAAUAAGAAAACAGAUUCCAAAAUCACAUUCUAAUAAGUAUAUCUACAAUUACUACUUUGCUGAAACCUGAAAUAAUUUUGUAUAACCAUAAAAGUAUGAUCUGAGCAAAAUCAAACUUUAGGCAGUGUCUCAGAUGGGAAGGCUGCAAUGGCAUAAACCUUUCAGAGAAGAAUGCAGAGGAGAUCUGAUCUUGUGGCUCUGAAUUUGAGGACAGACCUGAGCAUUGGGCGGAACUUGUGCUGUCCCUCUCUGCUGGGUGGCCAGCGUUGUGGCUUUUUCCAUGUCCAGUAAACAGAUUCGGGAGUGUGAGACUAUUGUCACUGCCAUUGUCAUUGGAGGGUUUGCAGAGGCCAUGACGUGUCAUGCACCCUGUAGAUUCCUGCACAGAAGCCCAGUGUUACAAGCAUGCUGUUAACCUAUGUUAGAAACUGUGUUCUUUUGGCUGAAGAUGUGACUGAGAAUAAAAGAAUUUGAGCUUAAAAUGCAGUAAAUUCUUAAAAUACACAGAUCACUGCCACUGCCUUUCUUUGUCACUUCCUUUGGCCUUCUGAGACUUCAUUCACUGUAUUUGACUGUGCGUCACUUAAAUUACCCAGGCUUACUAACAUAGGUAACAUCGUUAGUUUUUCAAUUCUGUGCCACGUUUUGUCACUCUGAUCCAUCGUGAAUGUCAGACAGCUUUUUUCCUGGUCUUUGCAGUGACCCACCUAUACCUCAGCAUCAAGAACGUGUUUUCAAAAUCUCAGAUUCCUGAUCUGCUUUUCAUCUCUGCAGUUCCCUUCCCGUCUUGCCCAAGUGAGAAAGAAGUUUUCUCACCACUGCCUCCUUCCCCUCUGAUGAAAUCCUGCAUUGAACAGAAUCCGUAACUGAACUCUGGUAGUGAGUGCAGUUUGUCUUUGUUUGGUCUGUAAAUCGGCACACAUCGGGAAUGUGUGAAGCACUUUUCCUUCUUUUUGGUAGGAGUUAAAGGACUCUGUUUAGCCCUCUGCCACUAAGUAGGUGAAACCAGGGGUCUGGUGGUACUGUGGGGCCAGGCCCCUGUUGCCGUGAGAUCAGUAUUUGCAUAUUGGUUGGGCAGGAAGCAAAUGUAGACCCCUCCCCAAUCCAACCUGAUGCCGAGGUGUUGGCCCUCAUCCUACAGAGGUGGUGGUUUUGUUGUUGCUGUCUUAGCAACAACAAAUUCCGGGAUGAAUCUAUAUAAUGUAAUUUAUAUAAUUCUGUUUAGCAACAACAAAUUCUGGGAUGAAUCUGUAUAAUGUAGCCUUUGUAUAUAGUCAUAGUCUUUGAAUAUCAUUGGACUUUUUGGAAGGGGGAUCUUGGGAAUUGAACUCAUGGCCUCAUGCUUGCCAGUCAGGUGCUGUGCCACUGAGCUAUAUCCCUGGCCCAUCUUUAGACUUCUUGAUAAUCAAAAAUAAACCACGUUGAAUGGAACUGGUUCUCACCCUUCAGAACUGCCUUUGUCAUUUGUGAAAGUUCAGCUUUUUUACUGAUGGGUUUUAGAUUUAAGCCAUGCUCAAGAUGGGUUUAGUGUGGGACUAGUGCAUAUUACAGAAAAGAGAAGAGAUUCCUAUGUGGGUGUUAAAAAGCCCUAGAAAUUGUCAAAGUAAUCCCGUCAGGUGGUUCUUACGAUACUGGUCAUCUGUUCCCUGGACAUUUGUGACAUGUUUAUCCCAGGCCCAGCUAGGGAAAGUUCUCAGUGAUCUAAUCAAAUCACUAAAAAUAACAGUUUUUGUUUAACGCAUUACUUCCUCUAAAUCCAAUAUAUUGUUACUAUUUUAAGGAAAUAGUAACAGAAUAUUUUAUAUACAUAUCUAAAUUUUUCAGUCUUUUAAAAGCAUGCUUUGUUUCUUUAUGAAUAAAUUCUGCAUAAAUUAUGGGUUUUUUAUUGGCUGACUGCACAUCUUUUGCUGAAGCCCUCAGAACUGUGGCAGCCCUCUGACAGCUUACUUUUACUAUCUGACCAUAUUGUGUAACUGUUUUCAUCUUAAAUUCUGUAGAUUGUGUUAAGGAAAGUAGACUAUCCUGAUAGUUCAUAUGAAAUCCAUUUCCCUUGACAAGGACAAUUGGUUACAGAUUUUUAAUCUGAAAAUAAUUGACAGUGUUACAGCUGAUGAAAGUAACCAUUAAUAUAUGAAGUAGGAGAUCCUAUGCAGUCACAGAAAUAACUGGGGAAGAAACACAAAAGCAGCAGCGAGCAUUACAGUCCUGUGAAGUUACACUACCUUACUACAUACUUCGGAGCCAUAAAAGUUGUUUCUGUUUUAAACAAAAUUGAUUAGACAGUUUCGUGGAACCCAUAUAUCUGUGGCAAAACUCCAAGGCGAUUAUUCACGUGUUCCUUUUCAAAAAAAUGUAAGAUGCUAAAACAGCGGUUUCUUUAGUCUGUUGUUAUGUAUUCAGAAAUGUGACUUCCAUGGACUAAUGGUCCUCUCCUAUUUAAAUGGCAUGUGUUUCACUGGAAAGAAAUCUAAGUUUAAGGGGAGGAACGGUCACUAGUGGUUUACACAAAAUUACCUGUAAAAUUUGUAGUCAUUUUCCAAACUGUAUUUAUAUUUUCAUAUUUAAAAUGAGCCUGAUUGAAGAGAUUUUUUUAAGUUUUAUGUUUAACUCUUUCUCCAUUUCAGUAAUAAUACUGUUCACUUUGAUAUUUAGAAAACUGCUUGGGGAAUUAUUCUGAAUGUAUUUUAGAAAAGAAGCUGGUGGACAUAAGGCUUACAGUGUUAAUUUGUAGAAAUCUCUGAAAAGAAAUUAGAAGGAAAAACAAAUUUAUCUGAGAUAAAAACGUUAGGAAAUGAGUUGCCAGCCCUAAUUUCAUCAUCAGCUUAGCCAGCUUCUUACUUCCCAGUGAUCGUUUCAUGCGGUUGGCUCUAUCAGUUCUGCCUGCUGUAUCAUCUCCCUUACCACUCUGGUACUUCUACAGUUAACUUAUGAAAAGAAAGGAAGAAACUAAUGAAUGAAAGCCAGGGUAGCUGGGCUUACUUCCACUUUCCAAUCGCACGAGCACACCUUCUGUACGGUGCUUUGUGUGAUGAGUAUAAAACAUUUCUAUCUGUUAUUAGUGCCUUAUUUUUUUCACUUGACUUUAUUUCUUAUCCAAAAAGCCAUAUAUAUUUUUGUGAAUGUUCUUUGUCCCUUCUAUUUAAAAAGUGGUGAUGAGACAGUGUCUCCACCUGGCCGUGUGGAGACUAUUUGUUACCCCAUCUACUGCAUGGUCUCCGGAACGGCAGCUUAGCCAGUGUAUGUCCCCUAGAUUCCUUGUUCAUUUCUAAGCUACAGUAUGAAAGUGGAGCAUAAAUACCGGAAAUUGAAAACAUUGCAUUUGAGAUGUAUUUUAAAACCAUGAAAAAGAAGGUUGAGUGUAAAACAGGAAUUGGCGUGUUCUAUCAAUAGAUCCAAGUCAGAUAAAAUUGCGUUUCAGAAAGCACUGAAAAGUAAAAGUGAUGCUGCCGGAAUUUGACUAGUUCUCCACAACUCGUCUUUGGAAACCCGUUAUGAGUAAUAAAUUUCCCUGCACCGCACUGUUUGCAGAUACACGUUUAACUCCUUUGCGGAGCGCUCUAUCAGCGCGGAGCCAUUUCCUGUCAUUUCUCUCUUCUGGCUUCGUGCCUUUGGUUUUGCUUUAUAUGGAACACUGAUUUUGUUCUACUCUUUAUGUACCAUAGUAUGUAAUUCAGCUUUUCCUGAUGAAUGUAUGAUGGAUGAUUAAAAUAAACUAUGUGCUUAGAAAAGACAGAAACACGAAUUGUAUAUGCAAAUAUAUGUAAAUAUUUGACGCAGAAAAAAAAAAAAGAAUAUUCCUGCCAACAGACGGGUCCUGCUGGACAGGACUUUGAAAUUAACAGUUUUUUUUGUUUUGUUUUGUUUUGUUUUGUUUUUUUGUUUUUUUAACCAGCAAAGUUUAAAAAGCUAUUACCUCAAGAAUUUCCAGUGGUGUGUGUGUCAUCGUAGUUUAAUAAGUACCAUCUUGUUGCUGGUGGUGUAAAUAAGCCAAGUGUCCCAUCACACGCCUAUUAAAGACAAGAUUUGCAAAGUGUGGACACCUCGUGGUAUUGUAGGCUCUAAUUCUGGAUUUUGGGUAGCAUACCUAUGGCCUUGCGUUGUGGCUGGGCUUUUUAAAAAUAAAAGUGUUUUUGAUUAGUCAUUUUGGAAGGGGAGGGCAGUCUUAAUUAUGAGAUCAGAUCUUGUGGGUGAACAUAACGACUCAGCUUGGGUGAAAAACCGUAACGGGAAUCAAACUGUUGUAACUGUCACUGUGUGUGCUGUCUAAGGUUCCUGUGGAGUGCUGUUUUCUGCGUGAUGUGUGUGAUAGAUACAUCAUGCAGGUUCUUCUAGCCGUGCCUAAUAAAAGGUUUUCAAAGAUAA